AUGUUCUGCGCGUCACACACAAGGCCUUCCUCUCGAAAGACAGAAGUGCUUCUUGCGGUACAGGUGUGUUUAACUUUGAUGUCUACAGCACAGAUGAUUGAACCAUCAAGUGACAAAAUAAAAAAUAUGACAAGGAAAGACAACACUUCCUCUCCGACUGAAAAUGUUGUGACAGAUGCCAUCGAUGAAGCGGACGAAAAUAAUAUUUUUUGUGAUUAUUACACAAUUUGGUCACCUUGGACUCGUUGUAAUCGCCACUGCCAACAAACCCGGAAGCGGAAAUGCAGAUUUCCUACCUUUUGUGGUCAUUCGCGCAUACGCGAAAAGCGACCCUGCAAUAGGAAGAGUGGGCCGUGUAAAGAGGUUACGUACAAGGUCAUUGGGUCAACAAAAUCAAACAGGAAAAAGGAGGAUUUGUUAUAUGACUUGUUUUAUAAGCCUUGGUCAUCGUGGGGAUCGUGUUCGAGAACGUGUAAAAAGAGGCGUCGCCGCCGGUGUAAGUUCACAGACGUAUGUGGAAGUGGCUAUCUUGAGGAAGAGCGAUACUGCCGUAUUGUCAACGACACCUGUCACGGCUCUUAUAUCAUAAGUACCAACAGGUUCAAGGUGGCACAAGCAGACAGGGAACGACACAAACAUGAAGCUGCUGCAUCUAAUAUAACGUUAGAAAGUCUUCAAGCCUCGUGUGGUCUACGGCCUCCUGGUACUAGCGGACGAUUUAAGAUAGUCGGAGGGCAAUAUUCAUCACCUAACAGUUGGCCUUGGCAGGUUGAAUUACUCAACAAACGGAAGAAACACUUUUGUGGCGGAACCCUGAUCGCCCCCUACUGGGUUCUCACGGCGGCUCACUGCAUACGAAAAAGAGGCAAAACCCGUAAGAUCAUUGUGCGUGUGGGAGAGCAUGACGUCACAAAAUUUGAGAAGACGGAAGAGGACUACACUGUUUCUAAAUAUUUUCCUCAUCCAUUAUUUAGUUAUAAAGCUGUCAUGAAUGACAUAGCAUUAUUAAAAUUGAAUUCGCCUGUAAGGACUUCUAAUAUUAGUGGUUAUGCAUGUCUUCCGGUGAAAUCCAAAAGACUAUCAAGUAGAACCAUUUGUAAGACUAUAGGCUGGGGUAGAACCCAGAGUAAGAGUUUGACAGGAAGUGACAUUUUAAAAGAAGCAGACGUACCGAUAGUCAAGAAAAGAAAAUGUCAAAAAGCAUUUGAUUUCACUAUUACUCGUUCCCAGCUUUGUGCCGGGUACAAACGAGGAGGAAUAGAUUCUUGUAUUGGUGACAGUGGGGGACCACUUCUGUGUCCUUUUGUGUAUAACAACAAUGAAACCCGUUGGUAUGUAAAUGGCGUGACAAGCUACGGUGAAGGAUGCGGAGAAAAGGGAAAAUUCGGAAUUUAUACAAAUGUUUUAAAGUACAUGCACUGGAUUCAAAAAAUCAUUUUGAAAAAAUAA
Messenger RNA from Ylistrum balloti, 1449 nucleotides. RefSeq names its product plasminogen-like. Lineage: Eukaryota; Metazoa; Mollusca; Bivalvia; Pectinida; Pectinidae. The record is from RefSeq and is a predicted model, not a curated record. Gene Ontology annotation, molecular function: serine-type endopeptidase activity. The transcript is spliced from 4 exons. Gene Ontology annotation, biological process: proteolysis. Bases 1 to 1449 code for a protein of 482 amino acids.